Messenger RNA from Emiliania huxleyi CCMP1516, 507 nucleotides. RefSeq lists its product as hypothetical. The coding region runs from base 1 to 507 and encodes 168 amino acids. NCBI's taxonomy places the organism in Eukaryota, Haptophyta, Isochrysidales, Noelaerhabdaceae. The record is from RefSeq and is a predicted model, not a curated record. The transcript is spliced from 2 exons.
AUGGCCUCCUCGGCACUUCUUUCUCCAUCCGCCUCGCCCUGCCUUUUCGUAUCGUGCCGUUCGCCCUCCAUUCGCGUUUCCGUUGCCCCCUCGUGCUCCGCCGUCGCCCUCUCUGCUCGGGCCGUUCGCGAUUUCGCUCCUCCUGCGUGUCGCCCCUCCGUCUCCUCCCCUGCCUUCGUCGUCAUCGUCGCUGUCGCGAAAGCCCUCCGGUCCCUCGAUUCCCUCGUCUAUCCCUUCCGCUGCGUCGUCCCAGUUUAUAUCCUCAUCCUCUGUGCGUGUUUUCGUUCCCUCCCCUUCUCCAUCGUUGUCGCCUCCGUCGACUGCGGCGCUGUCUCUGCCCUCGCCUCCGUCCUCCUCGUCUCGCCUGCCGUCGUCCCGUGUCUCCUCGUCCUCGCCAUCGUUUUGGCCGUUUUCUACCUGUUCAUCGUGUCCCCUGCUGCUGGUGGCAUCGCCGUUGGCUUCCUCUCUCCCCCUUUCCUCCCUGCCCCUCUCGCUGUCUGGUGCUAA